Messenger RNA from Pipistrellus nathusii (Nathusius's pipistrelle), 1257 nucleotides. Lineage: Eukaryota; Metazoa; Chordata; Mammalia; Chiroptera; Vespertilionidae. The record is from the annotation of a GenBank genome assembly.
AUGGCUUCAGAUGGCAAUUUUCUCCAGGUUCCCCUGCGUCAGAAGCCGGGAAGGAAAACUCAAGGUUUCUUCACGAUGAGCCGGAGGAGAAUAUCGUGUAAAGACCUGGGCCACGCGGACUGCCAAGGGUGGCUCUACAAGAAAAAGGAGAAAGGAACGUUCCUGAGCAACAAAUGGAAGAAGGUCUGGGUGGUGCUGAAGGCGUCCUCCCUCUACUGGUACAGCAAUCAACUGGCAGAAAAAGCGGAUGGAUUUGUCAACCUGCCUGACUUCACUGUGGAGAAAGCAUCUGAAUGCAGAAAAAAGCAUGCUUUCAAGAUCAGCCAUCCACAGAUCAAGACCUUUUAUUUUGCAGCUGAGAAUACGCAAGAAAUGAAUGUGUGGUUAAACAAGCUUGGAUUAUCUGUAACCCAUCAUGAAUCCACUACAAAGGAUGAAGAAUGUUACAGUGAAAGUGAACAGGAUGAUCCAGAAAUAGCUGUGGAGACAGCACCGCCUCCUAACUCUUCGGAGACUCUGCCCCCCUUGGCAGCAGAGCAGGCAUGUUCAUCUUCAUCCAAUCUGAGUGAAACACCGGGUUCUUUUUCUUCCCUGGAAAGUACCGUAAAGACACCCAGCAGUCUGCCCACCUCCUUGUCAAAGGAAAGACAGUCCUUGACCAACAUGAGCAGUUCGUCUGCUGCUGAAGAUGUGGGACAAUCUGUAGCAAUUGCUGUGGAGGUUCAUCCACCUGGACCCUCAGAGGUACACAGUGACAAGGCCCCAGAGAACAGCGUGGCCGCGUCAGAAAGUGGAGUUUUGAACUCUUUAUCCAGUGGUGACCCGUCUUCACUGAGUAGCACCCUAGACCAUCUUACUGUCCCAGACAAGCCUACGGGAUCAAAGACGAUGGACAGAGAAGAAACAAGAGUGUCUGGAGAUGAUGAAAUGGAGAAGCUCUACAAGUCAUUAGAGCAAGCCAGUCUAUCUCCACUUGGGGACCGGCGACCUUCAACCAAAAAGGAGUUGAGAAAGUCCUUUGUGAGGCGGUGUAAAAAUCCAUCCAUAAAUGAGAAACUCCACAAAAUCCGAACCUUGAAUAGCACAUUAAAGUGUAAAGAACAUGACCUGGCCAUGAUUAACCAGUUGCUGGAUGAUCCGAAGCUGACAGCCAGAAAAUACCGUGAGUGGAAGGUCAUGAACACCAUGCUGAUUCAGGACAUCUAUCAGCAGCAGCAGGAACCUGCAUCUGCAUCAGCCCCUACAGGCUCCCCCUAG